Molecule: messenger RNA, 369 nt
Organism: Trichoderma asperellum CBS 433.97
Lineage: Eukaryota; Fungi; Ascomycota; Sordariomycetes; Hypocreales; Hypocreaceae
Gene: VMA7
Product: H(+)-transporting V1 sector ATPase subunit F
Biological process (GO): proton transmembrane transport
Cellular component (GO): proton-transporting V-type ATPase, V1 domain; fungal-type vacuole membrane
Molecular function (GO): proton-transporting ATPase activity, rotational mechanism
Source: RefSeq, a predicted model, not a curated record
AUGACAUCGCAGGCCGACUUCAAGGACCGGCAAUUCCUUGCCGUAAUCGGCGAUGAGGACUCUGUAACGGGCCUCUUGCUCGCAGGCAUCGGACAUAUCACCACCGGCGCCGAAGCACAAAAGAACUUUCUCGUGGUCGACAGUAAGACAGAAACUGCGGCCAUCGAAGCUGCAUUUGAGAGCUUUACAGAGAGGAAAGACAUUGGAAUCGUCUUGAUCAACCAGCAUGUCGCCGACAGGAUACGACACCGAGUCGACACCUACACCGCUGCCUUUCCUACGGUCCUCGAAAUUCCGAGCAAAGAUCAUCCAUACGACCCGGAGAAGGACAGUGUGUUGAGGCGAGUGCGCCGCCUAUUCGGAGAGUAA